Molecule: messenger RNA, 7051 nt
Organism: Grus americana (Whooping crane)
Lineage: Eukaryota; Metazoa; Chordata; Aves; Gruiformes; Gruidae
Gene: PIGQ
Product: phosphatidylinositol glycan anchor biosynthesis class Q
Exons: 11
Coding region: 304-2034 (576 amino acids)
Biological process (GO): GPI anchor biosynthetic process
Cellular component (GO): endoplasmic reticulum; membrane
Source: RefSeq, a predicted model, not a curated record
AGACAGCCCUCCGCCGAGGCUGCUCCGGGCCCAUGAGCUGCUCCGGGCCCUCUCCAGGCUGCUGAGCGACGCGGCCUUAAAAGCCAGGGGGAAAGCGGAGCUGGGCAGGGAGGAGCGCCGGGAGAGGGGUACUGGCACCAGGCAGUCCCGCAGCGCGGACGGAACGCGGGAGCCCGGUUCCCGGCGCCGGCCGGGCCCGGCGCAGUGCACAGCCCGGCGCCAGCGGCGUCUCGGAGCAACCGGUCCCCGGAAGCGGCCGGCGUGGCGGAGCGGGCGGUGUACCAUUCUUCCAGGAUCGCUGCCAUGGUGCUUAAGGUCUUCUUUCCAUCAUGCUGCUCCUCGGCAGAAAGCGGCAUUUUGAUCGGCCGCUGGAUCUCAGAACAGAACUCUGCUGUUAUCCUUGCCGUGGUCCAUUUCCCUUUUAUUCCUGUCCAGGUGAAGCAGUAUCUCAGUGAAGUCCAACGGGUGACUAAAGUCAGUGUUUCUGUGCUCGGCUCAUGGAGCAACAGCAAACAGGAGAAAGAAGAGAGUCUGAGUGAGUUCUUGGAAGACCUUGGGACAAUAUUCUCCCAUGAGCCGUGGAUUCAGAUAAGCAAAGAGGGAGAUGGCAAAUUCUGGAGCUGUUCUACCCUUCAGAAACACUCAAACAGCCCUAAGGAGGAAGAAAUCAUCUUAGUAUACUAUGACCAGCGCAAAGUCAUGCUGUCCCAUCUACAUCCCCCUUCGGACACAGCUACCUCCACUGACCACAAGGCAGACGAUGCUUCAGAGCUCUCUGCCAUCUUUGACACAGUUGCAAAGAGCAGGAUACUGUUCAUGACGGACAGAUACGACGAUGGGCCCAUCAAGUUGACCCACUGGCAGUCGGAUGGUGUUGAAGCUAGCAUCAUCGUGGAGCUGAUGAAGCAGGCCUCUGUGCCUGCCUGCAUGCUGCUGACAUUCCUGCUUUCACUUAUCUCUGGGGUCUGCAGGAGCAGGGUGCUGAAGUUUUGGCCUCUGUCGUUCUUAUGGAGCAAGCUCUCAACUUGUGAGCAGCUGGGACAUCGCCUGCAGCACCUCCAGGUCAUCAGCAUCAACAAGAAGGCUCAAAACCAGACUCAGCUAAUGAGGAAAGCCAACAUCUUUGUCUCUCUGCUGAUUGACGUGGCUCUGGGGAUACUGCUGAUGUCCUGGCUGUACCGAAAGAACCGAAUUGGUCACCUCGCUGACACUCUCAUCCCUGUGGCUGAUCACGUAGCUGAAGAGCUCCAGGACCUGCUCCAGUGGCUAAUGGGAGCGCCAGCUGGGCUGAAAAUGAACCGAGCUUUGGAUCAGGUUUUGGGCCGCUUCUUCCUUUACCACAUCCAUCUUUGGAUUAGCUACAUUCACCUGAUGUCCCCAUUCAUCGAGAUGAUCCUCUGGUAUGUCGGUCUGUCGGCUUGUCUGGGCUUGACCGUGGCGCUCUGCAUCCUCUCUGACAUCAUUGCGCUUCUGACUUUCCACAUCUACUGCUUCUAUGUCUACGGGGCCAGGCUCUACUGCCUGAAGAUUUACGGCCUGUCAUCUCUCUGGCGCUUGUUCCGUGGGAAGAAGUGGAACGUCCUCCGGCAGCGGGUGGAUUCCUGCUCCUAUGACUUGGACCAGUUAUUUAUUGGCACUUUGCUAUUUACAAUCCUGCUGUUCCUCCUGCCUACAACUGCGCUGUAUUAUUUGGUGUUUACCCUGCUCCGUUUGCUGGUGGUGAUUGUGCAAGGCCUGAUACACUUGCUAGUUGACCUGAUUGACUCUCUGCCUCUUUAUUCAAUCAUCCUUCGGCUCUGCAGAUCCUACAGACUCGCAGCUGGCGUGAAGUUCAGAGUCCUUGAGCAGCAGGAUGGAAAACCUCUCCGACUCCUCAUGCAGAUCAACCCCCUAUCAUAUGGCAGUGUGGUACAGACAUAUAGGCUGCCAACCUACAGCUGUUACCCAAAGGAUUCCUGGGCAUCUCUCUGCAAGAAGCUGUUCCUUGGAGAGCUGAUCUACCCUUGGAAACACAAAGGAGACAAGCAGGAUUAAAGACAGCAAAAGAGCUUGAGAGACGUGAUCAGAAAAACAGGUUGAAUCCUAAUGCUUUUGGACCAAAGGCAUCUCAGAGCCAGCAACCACUGGAUCCCUUUGAUUCGAUUUUGGUAAUGUGGGAGGGGCUGAAUUUUUAAAGGCAAGUAUUUUUAAACAGUAUUUUUCAACUUUCCUCUUCCCUUACACUGUGCUUGGGUAAUAUGCUAAUGAUUAUUUUUGAAGCAAAAGGUUAAAUCCAUCAGUGCCUCAUGAAACCAGCAUUUAGUGUCAUCGAGGAAGUACCUCCCGAAUAGUUUGAUGAUGUAUGUAUCCUUCCAUGUAAGCUCACAGGGCCGAAUGAAAACAGCCCUUGGGGGGGCUCGAAGCCACAGUGCUGAGGUGCAUUUUGCCAAAGGGUCUUUUGGACCUUUUAUGCUUCAGCCUUCAAGCCAGCUGAUCAAAACCAAGGAUCAGCUUGUAGUGUCAUACACUGAAAACUGUACAGUGGGGUUAUCUGGGUUCAUAGGAUAUUUAUUCUUUUCCUUUUGGGCGGGCUUGGAUUCACCCCCACUGCAGCACCAGAGGAGGUGUUAAGCAUAGAAGCAGCGGGGCUGGAGACCCAGAAACGCAGACUGCUGUACGUUUGUGCCUAUAUGGUCUCAUCUAUGUUUGUUUUUUUUUUUUCAAAAGCAAAUAGUGUUUUGGGGAGAGCUGAGCCCUGCGCUGACACCAGAACUGAAGUGCAGAGCACACAGCCUCACACGCCAGACUGCUCGGGUGGAGGUGGCAGCGAGCCAUGGGAGCUGAGAGCUCUGGGCUCUGCCAAGGCUCAGGGCUUCUUCACUUAGUCACAGUGUAAGCAAACGCAACUUUGCUGAGUCCAGCUCUGGCUGGUGCAUCUGCCAGAGGACUGCAGCAGCCCGGCUUGUUACACAGCUCAACCGGCUCGGGAAGCGUGUGCUGCGGUCCCUUACAGGGUCAGUGCAUCCCCCUGUUUCUCAGGGCCCAGGUGAGAGCCUCGCCAUGUGGUGCCUCAUCUUUUGCACUUUCUGAUAGUCGAGGAGCUUUUAAAAUUAUCUCAGAUAUGAGGCAUUGAAAGCCACUUCUUUCCUUGAAACUGUAGACAUGUUUCUCUUAGGAGAGUUUUCCUGCUUUGGAUACUACCUCCACAGGGCAGCAGUGCUCAGCUUUUCAGUGUCCCGGUCUGACUGUGUGCUCAUUUCAGUGUGAGUCUUCUAUUCCCUGUCUUGGAGAGAGUGCCUCUGUGCACAGGGGUGUGAUGUCCUCCUGGGUACUUCUUGUGUCGACAUUUACACACAAUCCUUACCCAAAAGUACGCUUCUUCCAGGUCUGCUAGCUCCUCUUGCCCCAGCUGAAACAAGGAUGUAUAUCACUGUACUCUGCUUUGCACGCCCGAAGUGACUGCAUUAACUGGCAGGUGAGAGCGUGUGCUGGAUCCUGCCUCCUUUUCCUCUGUCUGUUCAAGGAACUAAGGAUGGAGGAGGAAGAGGAGGAUGCGUUGUGGCUGCAUUGCUCAGCCCUUCUCUGGAGGGCUGCCUGCAUAUUGCAGUGGGAGUAGGUGGAGCCACAGUAAGGAGCCACGGCAAGGAGCCCUGGGUUUUAGUAGCCUUCUGUCAGCACCUCCACUGGCAGGGUAAGAGUUUCCUACACCAGCCCCAUGUACUUGAAGCUGUCACAGAAGAGAAGGGGUUAUGGCCCCAGGAACAUAGGCUGCUUUAAGAUGUCCUUAGCCAGAUAUAUUUGGUUUGUCUGUAGCUGCUAAAGCCUCUUGUGGUGCAGCCGCUGCCUCUUCAGGCAGAGCUUGAUCAGGAGAAAACGAAGCUCUGUAGGCAAGUGCUUGGUCCAGAUGUUCCUUAGCAGGCAAACACAGGCGCUGCCAAGGUCCUACAGUUUUCCUGAGGACUUCCUGAAGGGAGGCACUGUUACAUGGGCACUGCUACCCAAAGAGGAUGUCCUCUUACCUUGAUCCAGGGAAGAAGGGCACAUUGCUGAAGAAAGCCAGCCUGGCAGAAGCCCCCUGGCACCGUCUGCCACUGCAGGCACUGGGUGGGACAUCACUGGCUGCAGAAGCUGCAGAGAUCUUUGUUCUUCUUUAAUGACGGGUGCUUAAAACUCGUGUACAAAUACAGCAUCUUCUUCUCUUGCAAUAUUGAUGCCCAAGUAUUUCUCUCUUGGAAUAUCGAUGCCCAAGUAUUUCUCUCCACUCCUGGUGUGAAUAACUCCAGGUCAUGAUCCAUUUAGUGGAUGAAUGGUCAGAAAAAUAUUUCUCACUUCAGCUGAAGUCAGUCAUGGAGACCCAUUCUCACCUGGCACUCAGCAGAGCAGAUUCACACUUUACCUCCCUCUCAUGUUUCCACUGGAGCUACUAAAUGAUAUCCCCGCUGCUUCCUCCCACGCUUGCAUACUUUGGUUUACUAACUGCAGCAAGAAACUUUAUUAUUUUGGGUCUUGCAAAGAUAAUGUUUCUAAUAUCCUGGCUUUUAAAAAUCUUUCUGUGAGACCAUACAGCUCACAAUGGUCCUAAUCGGGGCUGUCCUUUGGGAUGAGGUGACCUGAAAGCCCCAGAGACAGCACAGAGCCAUGAAAACCAGCAAAUGUGACCUUCCUAUUGGGAACCUGCCAAACAUAUUAGAUGUUCCAGUGUUGGAUCUGUUUACUAAAGGCCGAUACUGACUCUGGGGAUGGUGAAAUAUCGAACUGAGAAAAAGCUCCUCUGCAAACCGUGAAUCUUCUGUGACACAGAGGACCUUGAGUACCCAGCUGGGAAAUGACAGUCCCUUGUGGGUGCAGUUCUGUGUCACGCAGAACUGAUGCCCGAGCUGUCCUACUGUUUCUCAUUCUCGGCGUUCUCCUUGCCAUGAUGGUAUCAGAGCCUGUGAGUUUCUUCUGCUGGAUAUUUGCCAUGUCUCUCCUCUUCCUUUCCAGUCACUGCUGUGAAACACUCUUCCCCCACCCUUUUCCGAUUCUGCGCAGAGACAUUACAACAACUUAGCAGACAUCCUGCUCAGGAACAUUUGACCUUAUGUCAUCUCUCUAAUUAGAAGUUGGGAUCAGCAUCAUCUUCCACAGCAGCGCAGACUGGCGGAGCGCUGGCAUUUCCUCAGGGAAGAGACUGCUGGUGAGGUUAUGGCUCUAAUUUAUCCUCCGAUCCGUAUUAUCCCUAUCAGUCCUUGGAUGAGAAGUAGUUAAAGGUUUCAGAUCUUCUCCGAUUCCUACCACAGAGCCCUUGAAGCAGGCAACAAGCAGUCUUUGCCAGCCAUCAUUCAAAGACUGUAAUCUUGCAGACUUUUUUUCAUACUGAAUUUCCUUAUUAUUUCUUCCACCUUAUGGUUCCCAGUGCUGGCACAACACUCGUUAUACCUCUUUACAUAGGCAUGGGUUUUGUGAGGCAAAACUCUGUCCUAGAUAGAAAUUCUGCCUUUGAGAAAUACUUUCCUAACCAGAAUAGCACGUGACGAUGCUGAAAGGAAAUCUCAGUAAUUACACUGCACGGAAGGCUCUGGUUAUGGUUUUGGGAGUUUUCUCUGAUCCUGCAGCUGGUCUGUGCCUUGUUCUGCUGGUACAUGUGAAUAUACCAUCAGAAAGAGCAUUGCACGCAUGUAUAAUCCAUAUGUUGUGUAAGGCAGGAAAAUAUCAUGCGGAUAAUAAGCUGCUUUCUUUCUGCCCCGUGCUGCCUGAUCCUGCUGCCACAACACUAUCUUCUUGCUUAGCUCAAGCCCUUUCUGAUUUCCUCUUUGUGCGUAGACCUGCUGAUUGCACCGUCACAGAAUCACAAAGUGGUGGAGGUUGGAAAGGGCCUCUCAAGAUCAUCUGGUCCGACCCCCUUGCUCAGGCAGGGCCGCCCAAAGCCGGUUGCUCAGGACCGUGACCAGAUGGCUUUUGGAUAGCUCCAAGGAUGGAGACUCUACCACCUCCCUGGACAACCUGUGCCAGUGCUUGGUCACCCUCGCAGUAAAAAAAAAAAGUAUUCCCUGUUCUUCAGACAGAAUUUGAUGUAUUUCGAUUCACAGCCAUUGCCUCUUGUCUUGUCAUCGUGUUAUGCUGAGCUAGGGGACACCAUAACUCAAAUUUCUUCAGCGAAUUUGAAGACUUGCAGCCCCAUGUCGUCUCUGUUCCUGAGCAGCUCUGUUCAGGGACUAUUCAGCAGCCUCUCUGCCUUUUGGGGGGUACCUAUGCCCUCUGCAGCCAGGGAGGGUUGCCCGCUAUUGAGUCAGAUCCCUGACCUGCUCUUUGCCAGCUUUUCUGGACCAGGUAGCAGAGGGUGUGCUCGUUCUCCAGCCAGACUCGCUGCCUGCACUGAGCAUAGAGUGGAAACCCCGGGGGAUGUGGGGCAGAAACCCCUAAGCUGGCGGCGUGCACGUCUGCCUGGAUCCGGGAGGUUCUGCGUGGGUGGCAGCGCGCUGUGAAUGCAGGUGGGAUGUGUCUGGAUCUCAGCUGAUCCAUCCACGUGGCAUGAGGCCGCAGGACUUACCGGCUAGUUCAGGAGCUUUUGGGUGGUAUUCUGCUGUGCAGGAUACACGUGUUCAGAGGAAUCCAAACUUUAUGUGGGUGGCUGAUCUGCCUUCCCGGAUGAGAACAGCAUGCCUGUCACCUCUGCUUCUGGCCCACCGGUUGGCAUGGGGAGCGGAACGGCUGCUUGCCAGAGUCUGUCCCCUUCGGCUCUCAGCUGGCAGCCUCACCUCUGGUCCUCACCACAUCUGGGCCUGGACUUCAAACCAGGAAGGCUCAAAGUCCCCAUUUAUUGUCUCAGCAAGCUGAACAAUAAACAGGAGGAGGAUACAUGCAAUUGUGAAUGUAAACCCUUUGUUUCCAGACGGGUGAUGAGGCUCAGAGUAGGUGGAAGUGCUGGGUGUGCUGCUUGCCCGGGGAAGCACCGGGGGCUGCACGCACAGCUCCUGUCCGUGGUGGUAUAUAACCAUCUGGUGUUGGGGAAGUUCAUGAGAACUUUAGAACUAUUGUAGUCAAUCCUCCUACUUGUAAUGUUUUCAGUUUUUAAAUAAAAUUUUAAAAAAGA